Messenger RNA from Cinara cedri, 20687 nucleotides. Lineage: Eukaryota; Metazoa; Arthropoda; Insecta; Hemiptera; Aphididae. The record is from the annotation of a GenBank genome assembly.
AUCGUAACGUGCUCUAGUGUACGACGGUCGUUUACACACACGCCGCCGCUAUUAGAUAGCGAGUGCGACAUUCGUCCGGGCGAUUCACCGCGGGAAAUAUGAAUGACGCCGCUAAACGCGCCGCAUGCACCGCCACUGUCAUACUGUUCGUACUCUUAUCGGUCGUCAUCAAAGGUAUUUGAUAUGAGGAUUAUUAUUUUUUUUCGUAAUUCGAAUACGUAAAUCAACAUCGUCUCAUAAUUUUUUUUAUUUAUUUAUUUAUAUUAUUAUUAUUAUUAUUUGGUGCACAGCAUAAAAACGCAUCAAGAGGUUCAAUCAUAUAGGUACCCAUCAAACACACGCUUUUAUAUAAUAUUAUUAUUUUAUAAGUCGUCGUCGCUAAUAUUAUAACACAGGUAAACGGGUGUACGAUUGUGUUGCACAUAAUAACAUAUAUGCGUAGAAUGCACACAAAAACGUAAAUCACGUAUCUAUACGCAUAUAAUAUAAUAUUUAUGUUUAUUGUGCUCACGGAUUUACGACUUACGGUCACGGAAACUUGCGGGUGACCUGUGACGCGUGCUUUCAGAAAGAAUUGCUCCAGUGUUGCCGUUUAUAUGGGUAGUCAUAGGGGCUAUGCCCCCUAGAUGUUUCGGUCCCCAUACGCAUUGUUAAUAAACUCAAUUGCUCAAAUCUGUAUGUGUAUCAAGUAAUAAUGUUAUAAUUAUAAGCUUUUCAGUGAUAAGCCCAAUCAAUCAGCUACUAUUAUUAUAUUGAUCAUUGAUUAUAUUCAUCAAAAUUUUUAUUUUAAUACCUUAAUUACUAAAAAAAAAUAACAUUUUCCACUUUUUAAAAUGUACUAAAUAUCCAAAUAUGUUUUAAAUCAUAUUAUACUACACAUUUUAAUAAUUUAAUAUCUUACAAAAUGGCUAUUUUUCAAAAUUAUAAAAUAAAAGUAAUUUUUUCAAUAAUAAGAGAUGAAAAUAAAAAUUUAAUUUAUCUUUACAUAUGGCUCCUCUCACAAAAAACCCGAUUGAAAAAAAAAUAUAAAACAAAAUUAAUAAGACAGAAUUAUUAGCAUAAGCAUAACAAUGUAGAACUCCCUGUAUAACAGACAUAAUACAUUGCAAUAGUCUCUAUUUUCGUAAAAAAUUCGACAAAAAGAAAAACAGAUAGUUAUAAUACUUAUUAUAGGUAUAUAUUCGAUUACUAAAAUUAAGUGACUUGUUCAGUUAUGAAUCAUUAAUUAUAUACGCCUAUAUUAUAUUAUAUUAGUCAAAUAUCAGAUAGGAUGGUAAUCCAUUCUGGAGGCCCUAAUCCAAAAGAAUAAAAUAAUAUUAUAUUCGGUGGCACAAAAAGAACACACGAAUUAUUUUUCCAGCUAGGAGAGGUGUUAAACGAACUAUAUUUUGUAUUUACCUAUACACAUUUAUUAAUUUAACAAUAAAUUAAAAUAAUCGGAUACUCCCCAUUAAACAUCGUACGUGUUUUUGAGGUUUUUGACGUACAAUCAAUUUUUUUUUUUUAGUACUCAGCUAAGACCUUUUGACCGGUUUUCGGCCCCGUCCCAAAAUAAUACGCAUUUCAUAAUAUACGCAACACAAUCACCACUAAUUAUACCCUCGCUAGACUUCCCCUCAUCAUAUAUCACGUACACACGAGAUUUAAAUUUAAUUACAAUAAAAAUACACCAGCUAAUUCCAUUUCAGUAAUAUGAUACAAUGACAUAUUACAUAUUACCUAUUACAUAAAUUGUACAAUACAUAUUAUAUAAUUAUCUUCUAUUUUUUUGUCUCUUUUUAGCAACAUGCUGUAUACUUUUAUUCUUAUCCUCUAGACAGUCUAGAUACACAACAAAUUUUCUCCAUCUAUUCCAAUUACCUAUAAACAUCAUCAAAGGCACCACAGAGGGGAGGGGGCAAAAUGGGUCAACUGUAUGUACUUUUACUACUGGCAUACGAUUUUAUUAUAAAAUUUCUAAAAUAAAUAGUUUUCCCCGUUUUGCCCCAGGUGGGAUUUUAUUCUACGGGGGUGCUUGAACACGAGUAAAUUCAUAAAUUUAAAAUAGAUACCUACUUAUUAUUAUUUAAUGCGAAUUAACAUUUAACAGAUAUAAAAAAUAAAAAUCAGUACAUUAUCAUCAAACACCGCUGCACCAUUUAGGUACAGUGUACACACACUAUUUUUAAACACUGAUUGCAUCAUAUUUUAUAAUAAUUAUAUCUUUGGUCCCAACCUCUCAGGGAUAUUUGGAAUUUUAUUUUAUAUAAUUUCGGUUCCUCUAGUUUUCAUUUUAAAUGACAUAAUUAUAUGUAUAUUUUAAUGCAUCUGGAAAUUUAAAUACCUGAAGUCAUUAUGGCGUACUUUUUGAUGGCAAAAAAGGCACAAGCCAUAUUAAUUAUAUAUCAAUUUAGCCAUUUUACAAUUAUGCCAUUAUGUUAUUUUUACCAAUUCUCAAAAUAGAAUUGACUUGUCAGUAUAAGCAAUUACAAGUAACUUGAAAACUAUAAAAAUAUAUUCAUAUUGUUUUUUUUUUUUUUUUUAUGCGAUGACAGCUACGGUGGUGUUACUUACUACUCCGUUCACGUUCACGGCGGUGUGGUCGCAAAUCGAUUUCGCCCGAAAUGCGUACUACUUAGGCACCCUAUAAUAUUAUGUUUAGAUAUUACCAUGGCGAUUUGGCGCUACAUUAUGAAAAUAAACAACAUUGCUGUACUCUUUCCAGUGUAUACAGUAAAAUAUAACAACAAUAAUAACUUUAAUAUGACGUACAUAUAAACACACACACACACUUAUACCGUAUACCUUAUAUUUAUAUAUUUUUUUUAAUAGGCACCGGGUUAAGGACGUCUACACGUGACACGUGUGCGACGGGUCGUCCCGUUGCCUGCUACAGAAAAUACUGAAAUGUUUUAUAUUACGCGUGGUAUACUAACGGUUUGUCGCCAUUGUCGGGUAUAUACCUAAUAUUAUUUUUAAGUAUCAUAAUAUUAUUAAUAUAUUGUUUGUCACAGAUCGUGACAUGUUUGGUCAGUGACGGACUUAAGAAUUUGUCAUGUGGGGCAAGAACCAGAUAAUUUUAUCAGCGCAGAGUCAAAAGGUUAGGUUGCCGAAAGGGCCAUUUUUCACAUUCGUAUAACAUAAAUACUGUGGGUCGUAGAAAUAAAAUAAUAACGACUCAGGGAGCUUUUUUUUUAUUACACUCAUAAACUAUAGUUUCUUUUUGAAAAUCGAUAAGAGAAAAAAAGAAAAGAUUGUUUUCCUGAACCCCUGAUAGUGUCUAAGUAAAUAUUGUAUAAUUUUAUAUUAUUAGUAACUCCGAGAGACAGGUAUAUGGCUGUAUUGUGUUGAAAGUGCGUAUUAGAAGUUUUUUGUUUUUUUAAAUUUUUUUACUUUUUAUACUGUAAACAGAAUAUAGAUAUUAGGCAUAUUUGAUACAAUUUUAAAGUAAUUUUUUCGAAUUUCUACAAUCAUUAUAACUCCAACCUCAUUUAAAAUAAACAUAAAGUAUAGGUACUAUGCCAGCAUAAAAAAAAAAAAAAAACGUCAGCUGAGUGCAUUUUAUUGUGACGCAAAUGGCAAAGUAUACCUAUGGGUUAUGGUUUGGCAUCCAUGAUCGAAAAUCAGGUUCUAUUUCUGAGUGUAUUACAAAAUUAUAAAGUGAUUGUAUAAUAACUGUAGAAUAAUAUAUAACACUUAUUUCAGUAAAAAUUUAAAAAAUUUUCCGGGUAACCAUAAUCUAAUACAUAUGCAUUAUGUAUGUAAUAAGAUAAUCUUUGAUGUUGUGCUAUAAACUAUAGUGAGUAUGAUCGAUAUCGGUCUAUUAUAUUGACAAUGUUUACUUACUUUAAUAUACAAACAGUUGUUUGAGUUAGGCUAGGUUAGGCUAAAAGCGGUUGUCUACGAUUUUUUAAUUUGAGUAUCAAUAUUUUGGGGCCUAUGCCAAAGCUCUCCAUAGGUCUGAUUGCCCACAAAAAUAAGUGUGUACUACGAAAAAUGACAAAAAAAAUAGGCACUAUGUCGUAAAAAUAUGUUUUUUUCCUAGGUACUUAUUACCUACGUUAUAAUGGAACGAUAGUAUGUAUAAUGUAAUAAUAUAUUAUGUAAAUUUCAAUGUGCGUGUGACAUUACGUAGUGGCUUUUUUUAAUUCUCGCGGCAGUUGAUGCGUCAUACCUCCGUAUGAUAUGCGUAUGUUUCUCUCGAGUUUUAUUAAUUUUAAUAAAGUAAUCGAAAAAAAAAAAAACUCUUAAUUUGAAAUAUUAUACAAUAAACGUGGAUAAUAUGUGAGGUUUGAGUAUUUGCUAAACACUAUACACUGCACGUAGGUUUUAACUUGACGUAAACUUAACACAAAUAACAUUUAACGAGAAAAAUAAUUCCUAAAUAAUAAUUCCGAUUUUUACGUGAAAUAUUUUUUCUGAAAGCUCAAGUUGUCUAGUUGGUUUUUAAACAGGUUAUUUUUUGAUUUUCGAUGCCAAUUUUUUAAAUAAAAGCACUUAAGCGGGAAAAAAUGUAGGAAAACGUAAAAUGUUACGAUUUCAUUAUUUUAUAAAAACACGGAAAUUUUCUACCAUAAAAAAUGAUUUUUACUUUCUUACGGUAUUAUCGCCAAAACUUUUGAGCUUCUUUUGAGCUUUAAAGGAAUUUUAAUUUUUGGGAGUUAUUUUGCUGUAAUUCGGUUAUAAAUAUACGUAGAAACUUGAAACUCGGUAAUAAUACUUAUAUUGGACUUACAUAGACGUGGUGAAAUUUCCAAAAUUAUCGGACAACUUUUUUUUUUAUAAUAAUACAAUAAAAUGCAACAUCUGAAAUUCUUGAACUUAUUUAAACUGAAUACUCAUUAAUAAGUUCAAGUGUUUAUUUGUAACUCGUUAAAUGCAGAAACCUUUCGAGGAAUGUCAAAUCUAUUGAAUAAUUAAUUCGAAUAAUAUUUAGAUUAGUGUUAAAAAACUUAUUCUGAACACAUUUGAAAAGUAUUUUUACAAAACUGGAAUCUAUCUAUAGACUUCUGGUCCAAUAUAAUUUUUCUCUCAGUUAAUACUGCAUAUAACCGUUUCAUUCUUAUAACGAUUUUUUUUUUUUUUAACCUACUUGUGUGUAGAUUAUAUUAUUUUGUAUAUGACUUCAGUCCGUGCGAGUGGUAAUAUAUAUUGAUUAUUCGUGCCCUUUCUGGAUCGAUUUCCACGAACAAUAAAAACAAAAUGUUAAGUGAUAACUCCCCAUAACCUUAAAAAUGAAACUAUGAAUGAUUAGUGUAUGCCUACACUAUUAAUUUCCGAAAUAUACCACUCCGCCUGUAUCUGGUAGAGAAUCCACUGUAUCUGGCAUUCCAUACCACAUUUUAUUUAAACCGAAUAAAUCGAUGUGAUUUAAUAUGUACCGUCAUCCUGGUUUACACAAGUGAAAAAUAAAUAAAUUCUUUAUUAUAUAAGUAAUAAGUAUAUAAAUAUUUUCAAUGAGUUUCCAUUCUCGUGACCUAAUUUUUUUAAACAUAUUACGAUCUCAUAGUAAUACAUUUUAAUAUUUUCUAAAUAAAUGUAUACAAUUAUUUUCUUAAUACAUAUUUUAUAUAUUUCAAAAAUUAAAAUUAUAAUCAAAUGUUAGGGGAAAAGUGUAUAAAAUAUAUUUUUACGUUAUACAUAUACACUGGCUAUCAAAUUUGUUUUGUGGUAAAAACUACGGCAUUUCAAAACAUGUAUAACCGAAUUUCACUUCAGAAUCAAUUUUCAUUAGCAACGGGUUUAUCAUCACGUACAGAUAUAAAUUAAAUAACAUUACAACUUCUCACUUACAACAGUAGCACGUCCAUGUACAGUAUAAAUUAUUUUAUAUCAUUUUUUUAUAAUAUUAAAAUAUUUAAAUGCCGACAUUUUUCUCCAUCGUGGAUUUUUAUUUGUAGGACUUUUGUUCGGAGAUUCGUUAUUAUAUAGAUUUGAUUUCAAAUUAUAGUGAAAGUUUUAGAAAAACACUCACGUGUACGUGGCGACUAUAUAGCCUGAGUCAUCGCCUUGAACAACACGAAAUUUGAAGAUGAGAGCUCUGUUUCUAUAUAUCUGGCCGAUUUAACGGCGCCAAACUUUAUUGAUUCAGCACUUUACUACUAUGUAUGGAUGAGCGGCGUGCAGUCUCUCGGUUCAUGUCACGGUGACGGGUUUUUCGAGCGAUUUUUUUUUUUGAAAUUACACCGGAAACUGGUUUACAUAUAUUGUAAUAUAAUAAUUAAAUAUAAUAUAGACAAAUGCCCAGCAAAGCCGUACAAAUGUAUUUCACUCGUAUGGGGAUUGGAAUUUUAUUCUAUACCUAUUAUAUAUGUUUAGGUGUAACAUGGUGCACGACAAAGUAUAUAAUAUUAUAUAAGGUCUCUUAUAAGUUACCUAUAAGCUUCGAAUGACCUUAAUUCUCGAUUACCGGAAAUUACUCUUACAUUAUUUAUUAUAAUAUCUUCAAUCGAUUUUUUUUUUUUUAAUGGAUUAAUUUCAUUUUAAUAUAAUGCAAUUCUGAAUUCAGAUCAAUAUUUUUUCAAUAUUAUUGGUUUAAUAGUAUAACCAUCACAUUUUUUGUGUAACCAUAAUGUAUUAAUGUUUAUAUACAUACACACAUACACACACACACAUAUGUAUACAUGUUUUUUAGAUUUGGAGCAUAACGAGGGAUCUAUUGGUUUUAUACUAUGAUGUGUGUUUUUUUUCUAUGUGUAAACAAUUUUUCUACCAGAACUAUUGGUUUGAAAUAUGAAGUGUAGAAUAUUUUCUGAAAGGUUAUUUUCUAUAAUUGAUGCUGGGAAGGUCAUUUUUUAAUUUUCUAAGCUCUUUUAGAAAUAAUUGGGAAAAACCCGAAAGAAAAUUACGGGUAAAACUGCAAAUAUUUAUAACGCAUCGCGACGUAGAGAAGUCAAAACGAUCUUUUGACUGUGGGGCACAAUAAAAAAAAUACUUUGACAUAAAUUAUUUUCUAAGAAUUACACUAGUAAGAAAUAAUAAUAUCAUUUUUAUAUAAAAUUAACUAUAUUUAUUAUGGUCUCCACUAUUAUGUGUUCAUAAUCUUUAUUAAAACUUUUCAUUAAGAAUUCAAAAAUUAUUAAAAAAAUCAUUUUAAAUAGUCUACUAUUAACGCUUUCUAGGACUGUUUUAAAAGAAAAAACCCAUCAAUUUGUUGUGCAAAACCACGUCGGGUAGGUAACAAGAAAACAAAUUCAUUUUUGUUGUGUCUAUGUUUCGAAAUGGUAACCUCAUUUUAUGCGAUUACCUACUCACCUUUUUUAUUAGUUUUCGUUGCAAUUAUUCUUUCUUUCUUUUUUACUUUAUAAAAAAUCUAUAUUCCAGUAUUAAAAUUGUAACUAAUUGUAAUUAUUAAUAUACAAAUAAAACUUAUUAAGUACAGUAAUUUCAACACAUUUCAUGAUAAUCGUGCUAAUCGUGAGGUUCAAUCGUGAAGACAAUUAAUAACAAUUUCAUGGUUUAAAUAAAAAUAUUGACUACCUACUCUUUAUACAAUUGCUCACUCGGACAAUUUUUGUGACUUGUGUUUUUUACCAGAAAUAGAUAAACAACAAGAGACCUUUUUUAUUUAAUUUUUAAUUAAGUUGGUAACAAAAAAAGUCGUGUUUUUGAUUUUUCUUGUAGUUUUUUAAAUAAUUGAGGAAAACCGAAAAAUCCGUAGAAAAAACGGGAAAAUGUACAAAAAUAAUUUUUUUAUUAUUUAAAAUUUUGAUUUUUAAUGUAAUUCGGUUAAAAAUAUCCAUAAAGACUUGAAAUUUUGGCAGAAAACUUAUACAAGUUGCUUUUUCGAGAAGUGGUAAAAUUUUUAAAACAUUUGAGCCGUUUUUUAGCUAUAUUUAUAAUUAUAGAUUAUUGAUAUUAAAUGUUGAAUCAACAUUUUAUUCAAAGAAAUAUAUAUAUAGAGUUGGAUUUUGCUGCGUACAAUGUUCUCAAACUAUUUCUUGACUUCGCAAAACCGUUUAGCUAUAAUGCUAUAUACUAUAUAAACUACAGUUAUAAAAAUGGUAAUAAAUAAUAAAGUAGGUGGGUAGUACUUACCUAUUUAAUGCAUACAGAAUCAGUGUUAUUCUUCGACAUUUUUAAAGUGGAAUAUUUCGCUUUAGAAUUUGAAAUUUAAAAACAAGGGUUGUCAUUUAAAAAAAAAUCCAAAAGCUUUCAAUAAAAAAUUUAAAAAAACAUGAACUACAGAACUAUGUUAAUAGAAUCGAAUUUUCUAUCAACUGACUUUUUGCCGAUACAAAAUUUAAUAUUUUUUUAUUUUUUUAAAUAAAAUAUUUCCGUGUGUAAGAUACUUGCUUUAACCAAGUUAAUUAAUUUCAGGGGUAGUUUGAACUGUCUGAGUAUAUUCAAGAAAGAUUCUUUGUGCAGAUAAUCAUAUGUCUUCUUGAAAUUGAUAAAUAAAUAGGUACAUGUACGUCUCUGGUAAACUUCAAUAUUUUCUAGAAAACUUGUUUCAAAAUAAAUAUCUGUUUUUUAGUAGCUCUAAGUUAUCUAAAACUUGUUGUUAAAACACUUACUAAAAUAAUUGCCUUAUAAUAAAUACUUUCUGCCCAUGGCUUAAUUCUUUUUAAUAUACGCUUGGAUAGGACUUUAUAGGUAACGUUUAAUAUUGUUUUACCUGUUUUUUAAAUAUAUACACUCUAAUCUGCACGAAAAACAUACAAAUUUUGUUGGUUUUAAUUUCUAAAAAUGUUUAAAACUCCUUGAACUGUUCUUUUUCGAUACAUUUUGAUUGUUUUAUUUGUUCUUUUUUGGCUGAACUCUUGCUAGAUGAUGUUUUAUGAAAAUGCUUAUUUUUAGCAGUACUAACUGCGGUAAUGUAUGAAGAUAUUUUACGUUUCAACAUAUUAAAAUAAUAUUAAUUGUUAAUAACUAUAUAGUAGAUACUAAAAAAAUAAUACUUUAAAUAUUAAAUAAGUACCAUGGACUAAAAUAUAAUGGGUACUUAACUAAACAACAACAAUAAUACAAAUGUGGGCCGUUGUUAAAUGAUAACCGUCAAAAUAGUGAUAGGUACACCGUUGUGCGGGUACAAUUAUUAUUGUAAGAUUUUUGCCGUUCAAGGUGUUGCCAUUCAAGAUUUUGACGUAGACUCAUACAAAUAACAACGCCGCCGGUUCAUAAGCAACUCUGCAUUAAGUUACUGUUGGCUACUGGAUUUAAACGCAAUUAGAACAGCAAUCAGUUGCAGCUGCAGUCUUUUUUUAACAUUUAAUUCUAUAUCAAUUUAGUUCAAUGAUUAUUUAUUGCAGUCAUAGAUGAUAAGCGCUUUAAUUGAUGAUUAUAAAAUACGGUAAUGCCAUCUUAUCAUUUUAACUGACUGACAAUAAAAAACAAAUUAUUACAAUUAUAUAAUUAAAUAUACCUUCUACCUAAAUAAUAAAUAUAAACAUUUUGAAGUAUUAAGUAUUGUAGGUUAUAAUAUAUAAUGGCGAUGAACAUCCCAAAGGGUGAGAGGCGAUCUACUAAUCGCCAACCAUUUCGAUAUCCGUUACUGACUUUAUCUAUAUCUAGAUAUGCUUUAUCUAGACAACCUAAUAAUAUACUGAUCUGCAUCAGUAAAAGAAAGAAUUAUUCGAUAAUAAUAAAUAGAGCAUUGAUGCAUAGUUGCAUAAUUUAUGACUAAAUGAAACUAUCUUUUAGUCAUAAAAAUUGUUUUUAUUCUAACUAUAACGAAAAAAAAAUUAUUUCAACCGUAUUUUAAUUAAUUAAAAUUAAAUUUACCUAUAAUAUUAAAACGAUGUCGAUUAUUCAUACGUGCUUUACCUAUAGUUUUAUUUGAGCUGUAUUGCUAGUAUUUUAGAGUGAUUCAUUAAUUUCAAAUAUAUCACCCGUAAUAAUAAUAAUGAUUUGUAUAAUCUACAUAAUAUAAUAAUAAUUUAUAUUCUUAUAAGUUAACUUCAUUAUACUGAUUAAUGAUAAUAAUUUAUCGGAAGGGAGGGGGGUCGUAACAAAGUCACUAUUUUCGUGAUGGAGUAGCCAUGUUCAUUUAACCAUCUGACUUAACAAAUGAAAGCAAAUUUUAUACGUUCGUAAACCAAUAUUUUAGAUUCUGAGUGGAGCGAGAAAUGUAUUAGUUUUACAAUGAUGUUUAUUUUUUUUUAUGUGAACACUUUUUCUAUCAGAAAGCUUACUCCGAUUAUCAAAUAUAGCACCUUUUCUGAAAGGGAAUUUUCUCUGAGUAGUACUAGAAAACCUGGUUAUUUGGGCUGAAAAAGAUUAAAUAAUUUAAAAUAAAGUUGUCAUUGGCAACCGCUUUUAUUUUAUUUUUUGUUAUUGAGUUUUUAUUAUUUUAAUAAUCUUUUUUAAACAAUCAUUGUUGUCAUGGAAACACACAUUGUUGAAAAAGCAAUAAUAUUGACCGAACUAUACUAAAAUAAAAUAAAUUUCGAUUUCAAUACAUUCUUUUAACUAUUAAUCUUUAUGUUACAUUUCUUUAUUCUAUACUUAAGCAUUACAUCAGCUGAACUCUGCUCAGAAUCGUUUUUUCGUUGGCAAUGGAUUAUCUCAUUACUUACAGAUAUACAUUAAAUUCCCUUAUGUAUCCUACCUUCCCAACUUCCCAUCUACAACAGUACAUCCACGUGCGAAGUAUGUCAGUUUUAUUAAUUCUUGAUUUUCAUAGAAAACAUUUUGUAAUUUUAAACAUUAAGUGUAUCAUUUUAAUACACUUAAAGUUAAGCACUCCAAAGUUGAGGUUAGGUUUACCAUAAUAGAUUUGAUUUAACAUUAAAUUAGCAGUUUAAGUCGUUCAAAUCUAUCAUGAACGUAUUUUUUUUUAAUGAGAAGAAUGGAGGGUUUGGGAGUUAUAGUGUAAUAUUAUGGCGGUCAAAUCUGUCGGACUAUAACUAUUGGCUUUGCCGAAGUGGGGAAGGUGUCGAGAUAACCGUGGUAGUGUUGGGGUUAGGCACAGGGAAAGUAUACUCUAUGUCAUCAGUAGCGUAUUUUCAAUUUUUUUGAGGGGGGGAGGUCAAAUUUGUAUAAAAAAUAAGUAAGUUUAUAAUACUAUAAUAAAUACUAAUGAUAAGUUAUGAGAGUUAAUAAUUAAAUUUUUUAAUAUUUUUUGUACUAGAAUCUAAACAUAAUUAUAAUAUUAUUAUAUAAAACAUAAUUUUAAUACAGCCUUUAAAAUUAUUUUAUUUUGUUUUACUUCUGAUGGGGGGGGGGUCGAGACAUGGGAACCCCUUCACCCUCACGAAAAUACGCCGAUGUUAAAUGCCAUAAUAUAGAAAGGUUGAUGCAUAAGUUAAAUAAGUAUACUUAAUGGAUUUUCUCAUUUUGUGAUGUACGAAAAUAGUUAAUAAGUAUACUCUGUGCCCUAUGGAGUUAUAUAAUUUUAUGACACUGAAAACUAAAAUUCGAAUCCUACGCCUACAUUAAGACUGCAAGAAAUUUUACUUUUAAAAUAAUAUGUAAGAAGAAAAUGUUUAACUAUCAAAGAUUCAAUCAUAUUUCAUAUAUAAUGGAUGGCGUGUAAAAGUAAAAUAAAAAAAAGCAAAACUCCCCUUUUUUUAUUGCCUCUAGACAAUUUCAAUUUGGUUAUUACUUCAAGGUCAUACAUUUAUAGAAAGAAAAAUAUUAACACCAAUCUAUUAAAUAAAAGGGAGAUAGUAAAUCGUCCACGAGAAAAAGGCGUUAGCACGACGAGCACAUACGCGCCCAGGUAGUCUGAAACAGUGACAAACAAUGUCAAAGUUUACGUCGUCCACGUCACGACAAAACAUUUAUUUACAGCGACGAGAUAAAACAUUUUUCACCUUGUAUAAUAUACUAGGUUAUUCGUUUAAGUGGAUACACUCAUUACCUCGGAAAUAAUUAAAUUUUUCCAAAAUUAGUUUUCCAGAACAUUUAAGAAACAAGCUCCUCCACAAUUUUAUAUUAAUGUUAUUGUUAUUGCCACCCUUAUUUUUAGGGGUAAAACCACUACCGACUUUUGAUUUUCAAAAUGGGCAAUCUAUAUUAAAAAGUCCAUAAAUAGAUUGAGUAUUAGUUAAAAUACAUUUUAGUGUUGUAAUUUUUGAUUUCUGUCAAGCCGUUGACGAGAUAUACCAGUUUUAAUUUUAGGUUGGGGAGAGUUAACAUUAUUAACACGCCGCGCGCUGUCACACUAACAAUUACUAUUAUUUUCCAAUUCAAACUUAAAAGUAGAAUAUCUCGUCAACGGAUCGACGGAAAUCAAAAAUUUCAACACUAAAAUUUAUUUUAACUAAUACUCAAUCUAUUUAUGGACUUUUAAAGAUAAUUUUCCAUUUGAAAAUCAAAAGUAGGUAGUUGUUUUACCCCUAAAAAUAAAGGUGAUAAAAAAUAACAUAAAUAUAAAAUUAUGGAGCACCUUAUUUCUUAAAUGUUCUAGAAAACAAAUUCUUGAAAAAGUUAAUAAUUUCCGAGAUAAUAAGUGUACCCAUUUAAAUGAAUCACCUUGUAUAUCACGACCGGACAUUCAGUCAGUUAGUGUCUAUGUACCGACUAGUUUUGAGUUUUCGAAAAUGGAUUUCAUUUAUAUAGACAAUUUGACGUUGUAUCCGAAGAUGUUUGAGAGUAUCAGAAUGUUAGUGUCCCUAUUUUCAAAACAUUUCCUGGAAAAACACAUCCUGAGAAUACAUAUUCGACUGAAACUAGCCAAACCACCUCCGAAAGCAAAAUCCAUACCAAUAGGACAAAAAAAAGUGAAAAGGAAGUCAAAAAUGCGCUCCUUGUUUAACAAUGUGUAACAACGUGUAAGUAAAUUUUGACUGGACUUUAAUUGUAGGUAUAUAAGUAUUUAAUAAAAUAUUCCAUUUUGACUUAAAAUUAUUUUAGCUGUGAUUUUUUAAAAAUUAUUUUUGUAUGUAAAUUUUUAAAAUAUUUAAUAAAUAAUAAAAAUAAUUAAAUAUUACAUUUUUUUGGUCGUGUUAAUGACAAUAUUUGUCAUUUGAAAGCUUGACAAUUAUCAUACUAUGUGAUCGUUGAAAGUACUAUAAAAUCGUGAAUGUAUUUAAUAAACAUGAAAUACAUUUUUCAGCCGUUCAUGGUUCCCUUUUGUCGGGCAUAACAUUUUACUGUCGUGAAUAAAUUGUUUAGACGUUAGAAUGAUUUUCUGGUCAUUAUGAGUUCAUAUGCUCGUCGUGCAAAUGCAAAAAAAUAAAAUGAGUCAACCUGAUUACACGUGUAAUCUGCUCAAUUAAAAUAUUUUGAAUUACGAUAAAAAAAAAGGUUUUCUAAACACAUCAUAACUUAACAAUCAGCUAAUUUAACAUAUUAGUUAUUAUUAUUUAUUACUUGUACAAUUAAAUAGAAAGUUUUUAGAUGAAUUUUUUAUGAUAAUGCAUAGGUAAUAGUUAACAAUCGUGUAAUACUUUAUAAUUAAUCGUACAUCUGUAAUGUGUAAAGCAGAAAGGUUAUAGGAAUUUUUCCUGUGUGCCUAAAAUACAAAUUUAUUUCUCAACCCCGUAAGAUUAAUGAUGGACUUUUAUUUUGCAGAUUUGUAUAAUUUUCUUAUUAAUUACCUACUAUUUUUAUAUCAUGAAUAUUUUACGCGUUUUUGAAGAUAAUGAAAUUAUUAUCAUUUACAUUUUAUAAUUUUAUUUUUUUGUGACUUCAUUUUUAGUGCUAUAUUAAUAUAAACAUAUUUAGACUCUAAAUUAUUACAUUCUCUAAACUGUAGAGAAUGUAGUGAAUCUGCAGAAAAUAAACGACGAUUUAUUUAAUUUCCUUCAAAUAAAAACACAUGCUUUUUAGUGUGACUACGAUGAGAAAAACUUACACGUACGUGCUAUACGUAAACGAUUGCUACCUUAGACAUUUGAAGAUGGUUUGCUUAUACAUUAAGUUGAUUGGGAAACAGUGGUAUUUUUGAAACUCAAUCGAGAACACUAUCGAGAAGACCUGCAAAUAUUAUAAGUUUACAAGGUUUAAAUUCUAUGCAUGCGAUGAUUUUUUUAUAUUUCCUAACGCAAUACCCACUGGCAAAAAUGUUAAAAGUUCAAUAACACGGUAAAAGUGUAAACUUGUUACCAAAUAUAAUAGAAUACAUAAAUAAUUUUGUUGGCAUUUGAUUGAUGGUCCUUGUGAUAUGAAAAAAGAAAAAUGGAUCAUGUUUCUAUAUGCAUUUUUCCUAAAUAUAUAGGUACCGACUGAAUAAAUACUAAAUUAUCAAUAAACAAAUACUCAUGAAUUCAAACAUUCUAUACAUACAUUGCAUGGUAUUUCGCCAACGUAAUCACAAUUAUAUGUACUCUGCUAAUAUCUAAUAACGUGCCAAAAUGGUUGGUAUUAAAAUAAUAAUAUUAUGUUGUUGUUAGUUUGUUACUUAGUCGCCGUAUUUGAAAUUUUACGCCUUUUUUGUUUCCAAUAGCUGAACAGCACGAUACUAUUAUUUUAAAUUUUAUAUUAUAUUUAAUAUUAAACUUCUGGCAAUGAUACCGUGAGAAAGUAAAUUAAAAAGGCAACAAAAAAGGUGUCUUGUGAUUUUUCGAUUAAAUCAUUUUUUGUGGUAGAAAAUUUUAUUCGUGUUUUUAUAAUUUAAUGAAAUCGUGAUAUUGUACGUUUUUCUAAAAAUCUCUAUAGUACAAUCUAGGCAACUUGAACUUUCAGAAAAGUUUGUACACAUAAAAAUCGGAGCAAGUUUACUAGGAAAAAAUGUGUCUACAGACUAGAAGAAGAAAAAAAGAAAUAAACAACAUUGUAAAACCAAUAGCUCCCUCGCUACCUUCGAAAUCUAAAAGUAUGCAAAUAUUGGUCGUUUUAUAUAGAAUAUAGAAAUAAUUUAUUUUAAUUGGAGAGAUUAUUUAAAAUUAUUAGACACAGAUAUGUUAAGAAAUAUAAAUUAUUUGAUUAUUAUUUAUUAUAUAUAAUGUAUUGAUGUAUGAUAUUAUUUAUAAAAUCCGUUUGAACACAUAAAAUAUUAUUACAAUUAUUUUUCUUAGUUAUUUUCUAAAACAUGUUUAGCGAAAUUUUAAUUAGGGGCAGUUUUUAAGUUAUAUUUUAGAAAUGUGUUCUUUAUAUCUUAUUUGAAAAUUUCUAUUUGUCUUAACUGUAUAUAAUUUAUUACAGUUAAAUUUAAAUUUAUAAUAUAUAUAUGUAUACAAAUUUAUCAGCAUUUUCAAUAGAAGUGGGAUUUUUUGUGAAGUUUUUUACAGACAACCAUAUAAACAAUAGGUUUAUAUGUUUGACUAAAUAAUUAUUGGUCGUAAAAGCGAUUUUUACAUUGUUUAUAUUAUUGUUGAGAACUUUAGUGAAUUCGUUAGACAUAUUAUUUUGAUAUUUCAUACUACAAUAGUUAACAACAUUAUUUGGUGAGUUGUGUAUUAUGUUGUCUUUAGUACGUUUAUUAAUUUUUUUUAAUAGUAUUUAAAUUAAAAUUAUUUCUAUGGGCUAUAUUACAGAUAACAUUGUGCUCGUGUUGAUAAUUAUAUUUAUUUAAUGGAAUACGUUGAAGCCUAUAGAAUAAUGAAUUGAAAAAUUAUAUUUUUUGAGAAUGAGGGUGAUUAGAAACAUGACGUAUUAUAGCAUCAGUUUGUGUAGGUUUCUUGUGGAUACUAAAAUCAAAUUUAUUUUUUAUUAUGGAAACAGUAAGAUCUAAGAAAAUUAAUUUAUUAAUUUGUAUUUCGAGUGUAAAUUGAAUAUUUGUAUUUAUUUUGUUUAAGUAGUAAACUAAAUUUUCUGCUUGUUUAUUUGAACCUCUAAAUAAAAUGAACGUGUCAUCAACAUAUCCAUAAUACUCGUAUGCUUUUAUAUACGGACUGUAUAUUUAGUUGUUAAUAAUAUUAUUUGUUUCAUAAUUUUGCAUGUAAAUUUCAUAUAAAAGAGCACUUAAAGGACCAUCCAUAAAUAACCCAUAUUUUUUCGAUUGUAAUUUAUUAUUAUAUUGGGAAUAAUUUUAACUAAUAAUUAUAUUUAUUGAUUGAAUAACUUCUUGUACUUUAUUUUUAUUAAAUUUCUUACUAUGUAUAAGUUUAUUUUUUUAAAAAUUGACUGUUUCGUGUUUAGGAAUGGAUGUAUACAUCAAAAAUCAAAAAUGUAUAUAUAUAUAUAUAUAUAUAUAUAUAUAAAUUUUUGAUGUCAAAAGAAAUUAUUUUGCAAUCUUGCACAAUAUUAAUUUUUUAAAUUUUAUCAAUAGAAUCAUAAGUGUUUUUUUUUUUUAUAAAAGUAUCAGUAUUCAUGUUUAACUUUUCUUUUAUGAAAGAGUUUAAAUAUUUAGCAAGGUUAUACCUGAAGCCGUUUUAAAAUUAAUUAAUGGAUGAAUCGAAUUAUUUAUGUAAUUAUGUGGAUGGAUAUAAAUGUGGAGCCUUCAUUUUGUAGUCAAAUUUUAAUAAUAUUUUCUUUUGGACAGCAUAUAUGAUUUCUUUCGAAUUUGUUAUCAGUUUAUUAAUUUUUUUUUUGAGUAAAUUAUAUUUGGGUCAUAUGUUAAGUUUUGAAUAUUAUUAUUAUUUAUAAAAUCUAAAGUUUUUUUAUGAACUUUAUUAAUAUAAAUUAUAACAAUAGCAUUAGAUUUAUCUACCGGAACUAUUUCUGAAUCAUUUGUUUUUAAUUUAUUCACUAAGUUGUUAAUAAUCAUAUUUUGUCGUUUAACUAUAGUAUUUUGUUUUAAUAUUUUAUCAGGCUUAUUUUUGUAGUUUUUAUUUAUAACAGAUUCACAUUGAAUUAAUUGUUUUGUAAUUGAUUUACUUUAUUUAUUUACGAGUAUUAACUAUUUUAAUAAUUUUGUUUUUACUUUAUUAUUUUAUUAAAUAUUAUUUAUUUUCCUUUCAUUAGAUAAUAUCGUAUUUAUAUAGUAGCGUAGCGAGACGAUGAGGGGGGGGAGGUGUUGGUGAUGUAGCAACACUCCCUCUCCUAGACUGUGUUUAUUUACUACAUUUAUGUAAUAAAAUUUUGCAAGAUAAUUAUUUUACAGUACGGCUAUAGGUACCCCAUGCGUAAACGUAUAUAUCACUAUGCUAUAUCACUAUGUAAAUUACUUAACAAUGUUCGUUUUUUUAUAAGAGUUUUAAUAUCAAAUUGUGAUGAAAAUCAUAAAUAUUGAGGCCCUUCAAAAUAUUUAUAAAUGUCGAUGUGUUUAUACUACAGGUGCAAAAUCGAUAAUAUGCUACAAGUGCAAUUCAAAAUAUGACUAUAGAUGUGGAGAUCCAUUUCAACAUUACACUCUCGGAUUGGUAAACUGCAACAUAACGGAAGUGCCUAGUCAUUUGCAAGGAAAAGAACCAGUGAUAUGUCGAAAGAGUGUCCAACGCAGUUAGUAUAAACCAUAAUAUAAAAAAACUAGUAAAAAAUAUGCCACAAAUAAUAUUUUAUUGUUGAAAUUUCAACAGUUAACGUUAGUCCAAGCAAGUUCUCUAUUAAAUUUUUUAGCUAAUAUACUCGUUUUCAAGUGCUGAAUAUAAUUAUAGCCAAAUUCAUAGCUGGAAACAAAUUCGGACGAUACAACAUUAUUUUUUCGUUCAAUUUUAUUAUAACCUUUUUUAGCAAUGUGACAAAAAUGUUCUGUUUUUAAAAAUUAUUGGGACUUUAGGGACCCUGGAAACCAUCUUACUCAUAGGAUCAUAGCUAUAGUAUCCUCGCAUAGUAAUUGACAAAAUUCAGCCUUAAAAUUAUACAUCUCAUACUACUUGUUUGACAUUUUUAGCACCGUUUUUAUAGUUUUGUUUGACUCACCGAGUAUAAUAUUAGAGACCAUAAUUUUUUCAUCACCAGUAAUUAUUGGUCUCAGGGAAGAAGGGGAAGUUAUUUUCAAUACAAGUUAAUUAAAUUGUUUAAAUGCAUACACUAAUACACUACAUACAUUUCGGAGAAAUCUUAAGCUAAAAUAAUUAAAAUUUUUUUUCUUUCAAUGAAUAAUUUAUUUACCAAAAACCUUCCUCUGAUGUGAAAAGUGUAGCACCUUUUUGAAAGGAAAUUUUAUCCGGGUGGUUCCUUUAAGAAAGUCAUUCUUUGAUUUUGCAAGCGGUUUUCAAAAUAAUCGGGAAAAAACAUAAAAUAAAAGCUGACAAAUUUAUGAAGAAACGAUUUCAUCAUUUUAAAUUUGUAUGCUUUCCGUUUUUUACCAGAAAAUAAAUAUAUCUUCAAUAAAAAACGAAACAAAACCGUUUUUGUUAAAUUUUCAAUCUAGUUUGUAAAUAUAAAAGGUUGGUUUUUGAUUUUCACUGUAAUUUUUCAAUAAUUGAGCAAAACUAAAAAAUAUAUUAUAAAUUAUAAGUUAUUCUUAGAGGUCAAAAGGAAAAAAGUUGAGUGUACUGUGGUUUUUUUUUUUCAUAAGAAUUUUAAUAACAAAUUUUGACGAAAAUCGUAAAUAUUAUGGCCUUUUAAAACAUGUAUAACUAGUGAUGGAUUAAAAAAUGUUUUAAAGGGGGAACAUUAAUUGUAUUUUCAGUUCAAUUAAAUCAAUUAAUAAAUCAUACAUUAAAUAAAUUAACAUAAAAGUAAAAACUGUAAUCCAUUGACAGGAGGCACUUGGCUUUGUGCCUCCCUGGAUCCAACACUGUUGUGUAUAACAAAACUUUGCACAGAAUCUUUGUUUCGUGAGCAAUGGUUUAUCGUUGCUUACAGAUAUAAAUUAAAUGACUUUAGGUAACCUACCUUCUAAACUUACCACCUGCAACAGUGGCACACCCGUCCCCAGUAUUAAUACUUUUUUUUUUAAAUUUUACUGAUAUUUUUAUUUGUUUUUUUUUUUCUUUUCCUCCUUCCGCUAUACUAUAUCAUAUGCAGUUCACGGGAGCAUCCGGAUAGUGCGAGAUUGUGGGUACACGGAAGAUCUCGUGCACGACGACCAGGAAUGCUACAGUAGACUUGGGUCCAAGGACAUUGACGUAACCCAUUGCUCGUGCACCGCCGACAUGUGCAAUGGUUCCACAACUGGCGUCCCCAACGGGCCGUCCCGCGCGACCAUAAUUGCGGUGAUAUCGGCAUCCGUGAUGUGUUUCGUCUUGCAAGCUUUUUAAUCAGCGGGUCGAUAGAACCAAGUAUACAUUUACAUCACAGUGCGAGAACAAGAGAAAAACGAUAUUUUCUUUUAUCAUUCGAAUAAAUAUAAUUUUAUAAAAUAUUAUUAUAAUAUAAACAAACGCUUUACGUAAAUACAUAAUAUUAUACUUAAAUAAUUAUUAUCUAAUAACAUAAUAUUCGAGUCUAGCUGCAGCAGACAAACAAAAGGUACAAAUGUGUCGAUCGACGGUCGGAUUGUACUAUUCAGAUUCAGAUCCAGAGUUCUGGAUCCGGGAAUCAUGCAAUUAUUCUGCACGAGGGGGUAUCAUAGGAUCAGAUCGUAAGAUUAUUAGAAGCAAAUUUAGUAAUUUCAAAACGAUAACAAAUCUUCGAAAAAUAUUUAAAAAUAUAUAUAUUUUUUUUUGGACUCCUAUUUUUGAAAAAGCUUUCUUUUUGGAAUUUCGAGUCCCCCUAUUGUCUCCUAUUCAAUGGUUAUUUUGAAAACUGUUACUAUAAUAUAAUUUUUUUAUUUACAAUAAUAUAGUUUGCCAUCCGAUGGCGCCCUGCUGCAGUUUCGAGCGAUACCUUUGAUUUAAAUUGUUUCCAUUUAUAAAAAAAAAAUUAUAUAUAUAUAUAUACAUAAAUAUUUUAUUAUAUAGGUAAAUAAGUAUUGUAGCUUAAAGUACUAUAUUAUACAUGACCUACAAUUAUAUUUAUUUUUGUCGAAUCGCGCGUAUACCUACUUUUGUAUAGCUCAAUUAAUUAAAAAGUUAUUUUGCACCGUACAUAACCACGUGCAUACAUUAACAGUACGUAAUAAAUCUUGAAUUUAUACUAUAUUACUAUGUAAUAUAAACUCUCGUAACAAUAUUUUUCGUUUUUAUAAUAUUACAUACUCAUAUCUAAGAAUAAUGUGUUGAUUUCCACGUAACAUUAACAAUUAACAAUAACAUUACAAUGUACAACCAAGUACCAAUAUUAAAAUACUAUGUUAUAAAAAGAUUCGUUAUGGUACAUAAAAUAUUCUUCACUUAUGUAAUACACGCGAAUUUAUUAUAUUUUUAUAUAUAAUAUUAUUAUACUUAUAUUAUAUUAUAUUAUCAUAUAAUUAAUAUAGUUUAGAAAAUCAUUUUGGUCAAACUGUAUUUUUAAUUAGAGAAAUUAAGAAUAAGCAGCCGAAUCGGAAACCAACAUUGAUGAAUUUGUACACACACACACGAUAACAAUUUCUACACAGCAAUAAUAUAUAAGUUAUUUUCGGGGUUCGUAUAUUCAUUGCACAAAAAAAAUAUUUAAAAACUGGAAAAUAUUCACUUAAAGUUCGGAAAUACAUAUUUAUAUGCACCAAAAUUCUAAAUAAUAUGUAUACAUAAUAGUAUAUAUAUACUUAUUUUAUAUAUUAGUUUAUAAAAUAAACUUAAACCAACAGUACGAUUUUGUAAAUAUGUUCGGGAAACUAAAUGAGAAAUUACAAUUUCUUAAAUUCAUACGAAAUAUGCGCUAAUCAGUUCAAAAAAUCUACUACAUUAUAUAUGAUGCUAUAUAUGCUAAAAUAUACGAAAUUGUACCUCACUAACAAUAUUUUCCUAUAAAGUAAAAAAAAAAAACUUGUCAAUACGUCAUGAACUUACGAGCCCUAGUUAUUAUAUUACAUUAUUCAUAUUGUAUUAUGCAAAAUCUAACAUUUAAAUUUUUACAUAACUGCUUUGUAAUGUUACUUGAAUUUUAAACAAAUUGUAUUGCUUCGAAUAAACAAUAAAUUACUUGUAUUAUACAAUAUAAUUUAUGAAAACAUAAUAUUAAAAAUAUAU